Molecule: messenger RNA, 1587 nt
Organism: Cylindrotheca closterium
Lineage: Eukaryota; Bacillariophyta; Bacillariophyceae; Bacillariales; Bacillariaceae
Source: the annotation of a GenBank genome assembly
AUGGUUUUCUCAUUCAAACAAUUGGAACGAAUCAACGAACUUGUUGAGUUCCAAAAGGAACAUGGCCAUUGCAAUGUACCGUGCAAGACUGCACUAGGAAAUUGGCUCUCACAUCAAAAGCAGGACUACAAGAAAUGGAAGGCUGGAGAGAAAUCUAGUAUGUCACAAGAGUUGGUGACGAAGCUUGAAAGAAUUGGAUUUGAGUGGGGUGGCAUUAUGAAGACAGCGAAUGAGAGAGCUUGGAAUCUCCGAAUCCAAGAACUGCAAGCCUUCAAGAAGCUUACUGGACAUUGCAAUGUACCAAUGCAUUAUUCAGAAAACAAAGUCCUAGGCAGAUGGGUCAGCAGACAACGUCGCGACUACAAGAAAUGGAAGAAUAAGGCAGACGGCAAGUGCCCGAUGACACAAGAGCGUUCUGUUGAACUCGAUAAUCUUGGAUUUGUGUGGUCUGCCCAGAAGGCACUUUGGAAAACUCGACUCCUUGAGUUGAAAGACUUUAAGGAGUUUCAUGGGCAUUGCAAUGUACCAAUUUAUUUUCCAGCCAACAGGACAUUGGGGCUUUGGGUUCAAAAGCAGAGAAAAGAAUACAUGAAACGGAAGAACAAGGGAGAGGAUAAGUCCUUGAUGACGCAAGAGCGAAUCAUUGAACUCGAGAAGCUUGGAUUUUUGUGGGUCGCCAAAAACAAGCGACCUCUAUACCCCAUCAAAUCCAAUACGGUGGAAAACGCAAUGGGGUUCCCUUCUCAACCGCAGCACCUCUCUGCAGAUGAGGAUGAAGAUGAGCACCCCUCUGCAGAUGAGGAUAAAGGUGAUAAUGACGAAUCGUCGCCUGAAGAGCCAGUGUCUGUAACACGUCAAACACGGCGAAUGGCUUCUAGAAAGAAGGGCAGCAGAAAACCUCCGCCUUGUAGCACUGGGGCCUUGGGGCAAGAUGAAGGGGGGCACCAGGAGGACGAGCGUCAAGAAGCGGCAUCCAGGUCAAGCAAAAAGCGAAAGGCAAGGGAUGCGACGAAUGCAAAGAAGAUGGCCCCUCGAGAAUCAAAAAGAAGAAGACUACCACUGCGCAGGUCUCAUGACAAUGGCACACAAGGCGCUAGUAUCAUGUCGUCGAAGAGCUCAUCCGUUUGCAACGAUUCCAAGGAUGAGAGGAGUCCAAGUGGUGGUGAAGAUCUUGACAAUGACACUGAGCUCGAAUGGGAGGCUGGCAGUGAGGAUGAUGAAACCAAAAUUGACGGUUCUUCCGAAGAGUCAACCGUCCAAGGGAGACAAACGCACAUUGGCAUGGAUUCAAAGCACACUUACAAGGACAAGGGGACUGUAGAUGUUGCUGGUAACACUGGUAACUUGGAAGGACUCACCAGAGAGGAGCUACUCAACAAAAUCGCUCAAGAGUGGAAAGCAAAGUUGGCGUUGAGAUCUCAGCUGCAACAAUCCCAAAAGGAGAGAGACCUACUUGCGCACAUGAACAUGGAACUGCAGGAAUGUAAUGCAACUAUCCGAGAAUCCCAUAGGACCGCCAUGCGAGAAGAAAGGGAUCACCUUCGACAGGAAAUCAAGAGACGCAAGGUGGCCAAAGGCGAAAUAUAG